This is a messenger RNA of Dovyalis caffra, 1542 nucleotides long. The record is from the annotation of a GenBank genome assembly. Lineage: Eukaryota; Viridiplantae; Streptophyta; Magnoliopsida; Malpighiales; Salicaceae.
AUGCCUUCAAAAGCCCUUCAAUGGUUAAGUCUUGUGGGUAUGAUAUGGCUUCAGUCUGUAAACGGGACAAACUCCAACUUUCCUGCAUACUCCUCUCAGCUCAAACAACUCCUCUCUAUGUCUCAAGUUCAGCUAAACAACCUUGCCUUUGCCUCAGAUGCUGGAAAACUAUUUGGUUUCUUUUCUGGCAUUGCUGCUCUUUACCUUCCUCUAUGGCUAGUUCUCUUGAUUGGUUCCGCUCUUGGUUUGGUUGGCUAUGGUUUGCAGUAUCUCUUCAUAACAAACCAAAUUUCGUCUCUUUCUUAUGCCCAUAUUUUCUUGCUCACUGUUUUGGCAGGAAACAGUAUUUGUUGGCUCAACACAGUUUGUUAUGUUGUUAGCAUCCAUAACUUCCCUUCUGAUCGCCAAGUUGCUGUAGGAAUAACCACUAGCUAUCAAGGAUUAAGUGCUGAAGUCUACACGGUGCUUGUUGAUGCCUUGUUUUCUUCUCCUGCCAAAAGAGCCAAAGGCUAUCUUCUUCUUAACUCUAUAUUACCUUUACUGGUUUGUGUGAUGGCCUCACCUUUUGUUAGACAUCUUAAUGUUGAAACUAGCAAGAACAUGAAAGUUGGGUUCAUAGUCAUCUUUUUUAUAACAAUAGCCACAGGAGUCUAUGCUGUUGUCAGCAGUUUGGGUUCCUUGUCAAGCCGGAUACCUCCAUUAGCCAAUGCCAUUGGUACCUUAGUGUUCCUGUUAGCCCCACUUGCAAUUCCUGUAGCAGAGAAGAUGAGAGAUAUGCUAUUAAAUGGAGAGAUGAAGGUUUACAUAGAGGAGAAUGUUGGUGACCAAGUUGAGAGAAUAGAGAGUGGGAUUAAAGAGGAAGAUGAUGAUAGAAGGGAAGCUCAAGUUGAGGUGGGCGUAAAGGAGGAAAUUGGGGCGAUGUUGAUGCUAAAAAGAGUUGAUUUUUGGUUGUAUUUCUCCAUAUAUUUCUCCGGUGCAACACUUGGGCUAGUUUAUUUGAACAACUUGGGACAGAUAGCUGAGUCUCGUGGCUCCUCAGCUACUUCUUCUCUAGUUUCUUUGUCUUCCUCAUUUGGCUUCUUUGGCCGUCUCAUGCCAUCUCUCUUGGACUACUUUUUGCCAAGGAGUAGGUAUUUGACAUCAACACCAGCUUGCGUAGCAGCAUUGAUGGCUCCAAUGGCAGGAGCUUUCUUCUUGCUCCUCAACACAACGAACGUCUCCCUCUACAUCAGCACUGCUGUUAUCGGUGUCUGUACUGGGGCAAUCACUUCCAUCUCCGUAUCAACAACUCGUGAGCUUUUUGGCACAAAGAAUUUCAGUGUCAACCACAAUGUCGUGGUCGCCAAUAUCCCAAUAGGUUCCUUCAUUUUUGGGUACUCAGCAGCAGUUCUUUAUCGCAGGGAAGGUAAUGGAGAUGGCAAGUGCAUGGGGAUGGAAUGCUAUAGGACAACUUUUGUUGUCUGGGGAUCCCUCUGUCUUUUUGGCACUUUCCUUGCUUUAGUUCUAUACGCUAGGUUGCGAAAGUUCUACUCACGUACAUAG